AUGACCGCUUCCUGGAGACUGUUCUACAUCCGGGUUAUUGAAGAGGUCGCCUCGGCCGCCAUGUUGCUGAAUGAAAUUAGCUCCAAAACAUUGAAUAGCCGUUAGCAAUAUCGAUAUUUUAUUCUUCAACGGAACAAUAUCUGUUACUCCGUUUGAGUUAAUGUAAACAUGACUUAGGAUUUAUGAAAUCACUACAGAAGCUCCAUUCCCUAUUGUUGUGUUUAGACAUAGUUUAAGUGUCACGCAAUGCACCAUGGAAGUGGAUCACAGAACAUGCAACGACAGCUCCAGAGAUCUAAGUCUGUCAGUGGGUCUGAAGCAGAGGAGACGCAGCAGCAGCCCACCAUGGCAGUCACACAGCAGCAAGCUACAAUCAACCAUCCACCGUCUCCUGUGACCACAUUCUCCUCCUCCGCCAGCCCUUCAGCCCCUCAGUCACCCAAUUAUCAGAUAAUCAUGAGUCGUAGCCCGGUCACCGGCCAGAACAUGAACAUCACUUUACAAAAUGUGACCGGUAACCAACAGAUCACCCUGACCCCACUCCCUAUCCAGAACCCUGCAUCCCCUGGCUUUCAGCAUACUACACCUCAGUGGAGGUUUGAGCAUGCUCCAUCCUCUUACAUUCAGGUUACCUCACCUGUGCCCCAGCCCCUGCAGCCCCAGAGUCCCACCCAGCACAGCCCAGUCCCUGUGCAAGGUUUGACAAGGCCAGGAGCACCCACAGCAGCACUGGGUGUGUGUGGACAGAGUCCAACGCGAUUUGUUGAAGCUGGUAUGUUGGUGAGACAAAUCAGUUUAGGCAGUCCAUCUGGGAGUGGUCACUUUGUUUACCAGGAGGGGACAGGACUGGCCCAGAUUACUGCAACCACACCUGGCCAGGUACAGCUGACGUCUCCAGGGGCACCAGGCUCUGUGAGGGAACGCCGGCUAUCCCAACCUCACUCACAGACGGGAGGCACCAUCCACCACCUUGGACCUCAAAGUCCUGUGGCCACUGGCGCUUCUCUCCCCACUUUGAGCAGUCCCGGUCACAUUACCACCUCCAACCUACCUCCACAAAUCAGCAGUAUCAUUCAAGGACAGCUGGCACGCCCCAUGAUAUUUGAGAAAACAUCACAGGGUGUGGUUGCUGGAGUAGGAACCACGGCAGCUUUCAGUAUACCCUCCUCCAUUCCACCCUCUAGCCCAUCCCUCACUAGUCCAACCCUAGGCAUGCCCAACAACCCCCUUGGACCCACCAGCAUGACUGUGGGCACUGUGAAGAAGCAGGCUCCCAAGAAGUUAGAAGAAAUUGCCCCCUCUACUCCAGAAAUUGCUCAGCUGAGGAAACAGUGCCUGGAGCACCACACAAAGAAGAUGGACAGCCUGAAGGAGGUGUUCAAAGAAUACCUGAUUGAGCUUUUCUUUCUGCAGCACCUCCAAGGGAAUAUGAUGGACUACCUAGCAUUCAAAAAGAAGCCCUGUGUUCCUUUGUAUACUUACCUGAGACAGAAUGACUUGGACCUUGAAGAUGAAGAUGACGAAGAGGAACAGUCUGAAGUCAUUAAUGAUGAGGUAAAGGUUGUUACUGGAAAGGAUGGCCAAGCAGUGACACCAGUUGCCAUAGCAACACAGCUUCCUGCCAAUGUUUCAGCAGCUUUCUCUGUCCAGCAGCAGUUCCAGGGACACCAGGGGUCUGCUGCUGGCACAAUUACAAACCCGGGAGACUUGGAUGCCUUUAAGAGGCAGCAGGCUAUGGCGCAAGCAGGCGGGAUGCCGCCUACCCCUCAAGCGGUCCAGAUUGCUGGACAGAAACAGAACCAGCAACAAUAUGACCACUCUAAAGGACCUCCAGUGCAGAAUGCAGCCAGUCUACACACACCUCCUCCUCAGCUGCCAAGCAGGUUGCCCCAAGGUGCCCUCCCUAUGGCCAGCCUGUCAAUGACACUCUCCCAGCAGGCUCAGUUAGUGGAGUCGGCUCAGCCUUGUGGUCAGCUGGCUCAGGUGAAAGUGCAGGCAGGUGGGCCUAUCCUGGCUGCAGUGAACCCUCACGCACAGCUCCAGGCUCAGCUGCAACAGCAGAUGCAGCCAGGUCUUCAUCUCCAGCUGCAGCCCCAGCAACAACCCCAAGCCAUUCUCCAGCCUGGGCAGGCGACGGUGGCACUUGCUCGCCCUGGUACCGAGUCAAACCCGCCGGUUCAGAGGAUAAUAACCAACUCGUUAUCCAUGUCUCCUGCUCCCCUCUCUGCUCUUAAUCCUGUCCAAACCCCCCAUACUGCAAAUCCACUCCGCCCUCACGGUGCCAACAUCAACCCAAGCACCCCGUCCAAACUCACUGGGACAAAUGGCAUAUCCACAGUUAAAAUGGGUGGCUUUGGUCAAAGUGCAACCAUGAACUCUUCACAGGAGGGUUCUCAAGACAAGCAAGUAGAGCAGGCCAAACUGGAGAGUCAAGUGCAUCAGCGCAUCUCUGAGCUAAGGAAGGAGGGUCAGUGGUCAGCGAGCAGACUCCCUAAACUUAUGGAAGCCUCACGUCCAAAGUCUCACUGGGACUACCUCCUGGAGGAGAUGCAGUGGAUGGCUGCUGACUUUGCCCAGGAGAGGAGAUGGAAAGAGGCUGCCGCUAAGAAACUUGUUCGUACAUGUGCCCGUUACCACCAAGAGCAGAAGACAAGUGAAGAGAGGGCAAAGAGAGAAAGGGAUAUUCAUCUUCGUCAUAUUGCCAGCACUAUCGCCAGAGAGGUGGAAUUCUUCUGGUCAAACAUUGAGCAGGUUGUUGAAAUCAAAUUACAGUUUGACAUUUAUGAGAAGAGACUCAAAGCACUCAGCUUACAGAGAGCCUCAGCUAAAGCACCUGGUCAGUCACCAGCUGUGAAAGCUGAUAAAGAGGAGGCGGGGACUUCAUUUAAAAAGCGAAAAUUAAGUUCACCCUUGGUUGAGGAAGAUGCCCUAGAUGAAGAGAGCACUAUUGAGGAGCAGGAGGUCAUGGAGGGAAAUUCAGACCACAAAGCAGAGUUGGUUGACCUUGCCAAAGAUGCUGAGAUGCCCCUGGAUGCUUUGGUGAAGCAAUAUGCUGGCGCAUAUGCUGACAACUUUGAUUGGCCUCAGCCUAGUCCACAAAGUGAAGAAGAAAACAUGGAAGAGACUGAAGAAGUGGAGUGUCCUGCAAGCAGUCCUCCUGAGGCGGUGAUGAUUGACUCCCUACUCAGUGUGGAUCAGUACCGAGGUGCUGACAAAGCCUCCUCCUCUGAGUCUGAUGGGAAGACUGCGAGAGACAUAGCUGAAGUUGCUGCCACCACAGAGCUCAUCCUGCCCAAGGGGAGCUUCAGGACAACUUCCUCAACCCGCAGUCCAGCUCCUAUUCUACUGCAUGGGUCGCUGCGAGAGUAUCAGCAAAUCGGUGUUGACUGGCUGGUGAAUCUCCACAAGAAACACCUCAACGGCAUCCUAGCAGACGAGACGGGCCUCGGCAAGACUGUACAGACAGUCGCUUAUAUGGCCCACUUAGCAGGCCAAGAAGGCAUCUGGGGACCUCACCUUAUUGUAGUAAGGACGUGCAAGUUGCUAAAUUGGGAGGUUGAGUUUAAGCGCUGGUGUCCAGGCCUUAAGAUCCUUCUUUAUCUUGGCAACCGAAGGGAGCGGAGGUCAAAGAGAAUGUGGUGGGGAGAAGCCAACAGCUUCCAUGUGUGUGUAACGUCCUACAAACUGCUGAUGAAAGACCAGAGCCAUUUUCUGAGGAGAAGAUGGAGGCAUCUGAUCCUGGACGAGGUUCAGCUCAUCAAAAACAUGACUGAGAAACACUGGGAAACAGUCUUUGCUCUAAAAAGUGAGCAGAGGAUUCUCCUCAUCAACACUCCUCUGCAAAAUACCCUGAAGGAACUGUGGACCAUGAUCCACUUCCUUUUGCCAGGAAUCACCAGGUCCUACUCUGACUUCCCAGUAAAGGCAGGAACAGACCAGAACCAGGACUACUGCCACAAACUGGUCAUCCGCCUGCACAGGAUGAUCCAGCCCUUCAUCCUGAGGCGCUCCAAAAGGGACGUGGAGAAACAGCUGCCCAAGAAGUACGAGCACAUCCUGAAGUGUCGUCUCUCCAGCAGACAGAAAAGCCUUUAUGAGGACAUCCUCACUCAACCAAGAGCUCAGGAGGCAUUGAAGACGGGUCAUUUUGUCAGCGUACUUCAGGUUUUGAUGCAGCUGCAGCGAGUGUGUAACCACCCUGAGCUGGUGGCACCAAGAGAGAACAACAGCUCCUACUUCGGAUCCUCUCUACAAUACAAUGUGCCAUCGCUGGUGCUGGAAGCUCUGCAGAAGGACUCUAGCAAGAUUGCCAACAUGUCCAUAUUUGAUCUGAUCAACAACGAGAACAGGCUGACCCGCUACCAGACUGAAGAGGUGGUACCUAAACUAAAGAUCACUCAACAGCUCAUAGAGGAGAUCCACACUGGUCCCGAUCCACUGCCACGACCCAAGCCGUGCCCAAUAAAACCCAUGAGAUUAUUCCAGUCAGUUCAGUACGGGACGAAGCCAGAAGGCCGUUUGGCAGCCAUCACAAGUACAGCAAGCCAGCGUCCACCAACGAGCUCUCCUACUACUAACACCUCUGUUUCCACCACCACCAACCAGUCAGCCCAGACCAGGGUCAAGUCCCCUGUUACCACGGCAACUACCACAGCCACAUCUAAUGCAGUUGGAACAGCCUCUCAGAGAGCCCAGACUACCCCUCCUGUCAACAGCAGCAGCAACACUGCCGCCUCCUCUGGGAACGCUGGCAUUGGGAAGCAUGUGUUGGGGGCUCCGUCAGUGGCUGUGGGCCAGACCUUAACGGGCUCAGUUAUGGGGGCAUUAGCUCCCAUUGGCCAGCCUGGAUUAGCACAGGUCUCCAGGCCAGCUCUAGCCCCCAGCCAUGCCAUCCAGCCAAGCUUACUGUCCCAGAGGCUGGUUCUUACAUCCCAGGCCCAGGCACGGUUGCCUAGUGGAGACGUGGUGAAGAUUGCCCAGCUGGCCAACAUGGCAGGCACACAGAGUCGUAUCUCGCAGCCAGAGACUCCUGUCACUCUGCAGUUUCAGGGAAACAAGUUCACUUUGUCUCCCAGCCAGCUCCGUCAGCUCACCACUGGGCAGCCUUUGCAGCUCCAAGGUAACAUCCUGCAGAUUGUGUCGGCUCCCGGGCAGCAGAUCAUCAGGCCCCAGGGACCGAUGGUGAUGCAAGCAAUGCCACAAGCUGUUCCUGCUUCUAAUGCCUCAGCUACACCUGGCACACCUCAUCCCGCCCUUUCCACUGCCCAACAAGCACUGGGAGCGACUACAAAUGCCACAUCAGUGCCCACCAAACUCACUACUCCCACCAAAGCUGGUUCUCAGGAGUCUUCAGAGGAAAAGAAUCAGCAGCUAAAGGAGCGUUUGGGCCGCCUGUUCGCAGCGAACGAGCGACGCUGCAGCCGCAGAGUGUUGUACGGGUCAGACCUUCUGCAGGCAUGCACUCUGAGCACAGAGCCGAGUCAUUCCGCCCUGACUGCUGGAGGCUGGAGUUGGGUUGGUAGAGAGAGCUGCCUCAGGGCCCAAAGAACCUGCGUUGCUACCACUUCAACACUGCAGUCCUCUCUGCUCUCUGUGGAGGACCGCCUGGAGGCCGCCAACAGCCUUAUCAAGAGGCUGGUUUGUGUGGUGCCUACUGCUGUAGCCCCACUUCCUCAGCUGUAUGCAGCCAAUCCGCCGGUUCCCUACAGUCUGGACCAGAAGUCCUUUCAGCGUCGACUACAGGAGGCCUCUUCACCCCUCAGUGCUGAUAUCCACCACUUUACAUCCAAGAGUCUCAUCCAUUUCCCUGACCUGCAGCUGAUGCAGAUGGACUCAGGUAAACUGGAAGCUCUUGCCAUUCUGCUGCAGAAGCUGAGGUCAGAGAGCCACCGCGUCCUCAUCUUUACUCAGAUGGUGAAGAUGUUGGACAUCCUGGAGGCCUUCCUCGAUCACAGGCAGCUGACUUAUGUGCGGGUUGAUGAAAGCUUCACUGCUGAUGAACGACAGGAGAGUAUAAAGAGGUUUAACAGGAAUAAGAAAGUGUUCUGCAGCAUCCUCACAAACCGCUGCUGCUCUGCUGUCGGGACUGUGUUUGAUGCAGACACCAUCAUCUUCUACGACACAGACCUCAAUCCCAGCAUGGACGCCCGCACACAAGAGUGGUGUGACAAAAUCGGACGUUCUAAGGAUAUACACAUAUAUAGGUUGGAGAGCGGGAACUCAAUCGAAGAAAAGCUGCUGAAGAAUGGCACCAAGGACCUGAUCAGAGAAGUGGCUGCCCAGGGUACAGACUACACCCUGGCUUUCCUCACACAGCGGACUAUCCAGGAUCUGUUUGAGGUGGAGGCAGGCUCGGGGGAAAAGGUAGAGGAGUUUGUGGUUCUUCAUCAGGAGCCCUCGGCCUCAGAGGCCAUUUCGCCUAGAGUGGCGAGACCCUACAUUCAGGCUCUGCACAGCAUCAACCUGGAUGCUCCAGCAGAGGAGAAAGAGCAGCAGCAGGUGAAGGAGGAGUUAGAAAGCAAGGAGUCAAAAGAGGGGGAGCAGGAGUCAGAGAGCCAAUCCCCAGAGGAGCCUGCACACAUAGAGGAGCUGAAUGCUGUCAUGGAACAGCUCACACCAAUUGAAAGGUAUGCCCUGCAUUACCUGGAGUACCUCCAUAUCAGUGAUGAUGAAACUGCUCUUAAGGAGCAGCUGGAGUGCUCUAAGAAAGGCUGGGAGAUGAAGCAGCUUCAGAAACUGAAGGAGGAGGAGGAUGAGCGGCUGAUGAUGGAGGGAGACGAAGACCUGUUCACCUACACCAGAGAGGAUGCCUACAACAUGGAGUAUGUGUUUGAUGCAGAAGACGGUCACACAGAAAUCAUGCCGGUUUGGACCCCACCAACACCACCACAGGAUGACAAUGACAUUUACAUAGACUCUGUGAUGAUGCUGAUGUACGACACCACACCCAUGCCAGAAUCCAAAUUGCCUCCCAUCUACAUCCGCAAGGAGCACAAACGACUCAAGAUGGACCCCUCAGCAGCCAGGAAGAAGAAAAAGGGCCACGGGGAGACGGUCAUUCCUCCACGCUCUCUGUUCGAAAAGGCCAGCAUGCUCAAAGUUCGCCGCGAGGGCAAAGACCAGAAGAAGAACUUCUCCCUCAAGCAACAGGCACCCUUUGCAAAGCCCCUCCCCUCGCUGGUCAAACCUGCCAUGGAGGCCGGCCAAGACAACCCAGAGUGGCUCAUCAGUGAGGACUGGGCUCUGCUUCAGGCUGUGAAGCAGCUGCUGGAGUUACCUCUGAACCUGACGAUCGUGUCUCCUGCCCACACUCCAAACUGGGAUCUGGUGAGUGACGUGGUAAACUCCUGCAGUCGCAUCUACCGCUCUCCCAAACAGUGUCGCAACCGCUAUGAAAAUGUCAUCAUUCCCAGAGAGGAGGGCAAGUUGGUGUAUGAGGCAAACCCCAAGAAGAAAACCAAGAGUAUAUACAAGUCUAAGAACAACCGCCCUCUAAGAACGAGUCAGAUCUACACACAGGACGACAACGCUACUCACAUUCAGCUGUACAACAGCCGCUUUGAACUCAUGAAGAUCAUAGCCAGCAAGAGGAGUCCACCAAUCAAACCACUACUCGGAAUGAAUCCAUUCCAGAAGAAUCCCAAACAUGCGUCUGUCUUGGCAGAAAGUGGGAUCAGCUACGACAAGCCCCUACCUCCCAUUCAAGUGGCCUCUCAACGUGCUGAGAGGAUUGCCAAGGAGAAAAAGGCCCUUGCAGAGCAGCAAAAGGCUCAGCAGUUGGCACAGCAGCAAGCGGGAACUCCAGCUCAGGCUGCAACCGGCCAGGCUCAGACUCCCGCUGCUGUGGCUCAGGUCUCUCAGACUGCCGCAGUGGCUGGAGCCACUGCUGUACCAAAUGCAGCAGUUCUGGCUGGAGCCAUAAAAAACGCAACCGUGGGCACAACCAUCCAGGCUGCUACUGUAGGGGGGAAUGUGAUUGUGAACACAGUAGCUGGAGUUCCUCCAAGUCCCUUCCAGGCCAACAAACGCCUGGCAUCUCCAGUCAUACCAGGCACCCUGUCUCCUGCUGGUGCAGCUGGAGCCCAGGUGGUCCACGCACAGCAGAGGGCUGUCACGACUGCUGCUGCCCCAGCUGAGGUGGUCGCCAUAGCUACAGGUCAAGGUGUAAGAACUGUUACCCCGGUUACAGCAUCUGCAGUGGUCACUACUACUCUGAGUCCAGGGCAGUCACAGACCCGCCCCCUGGUCACUCAGGUCACACCAGCCGCAGGUAUGCAGCUGCCACAAGGAAAACCUCUUACCCCAGCACACCUGCAGAUGCUCCGACAGCAGCAGCUGCAGCAGCACCAACAACAGCAACAGCAGGCUGCCUCUCCACAGAUCAAAGCGGUGGGCAAAUCCCAGGAGCUGAUAAAGAUGCAAAAGCAUAAGUUGCAGCUGCAGCAGCAGCAGCAGGUGGCAGCAGCAGUGGCAGCAGCUCAGGGCCAACAGGCUGCAGGAGCUCAGCAGGCAGCUCAGGUCCAGUCUGCACAGGCCACACAAGCGAACCCUCAGCUGGCAACUGUGGCAGCACCCAGACCUGGAGCUGUGCUGACCGGCACCACUGUGGCUAGACUGACUCGAGUCCCCACUCAAGGCCAGAUUCAGGCCCAGGCAGGACAUACAGCCCAGGUGACCCUCACCAAGCCUCCUGUGGUCUCUGUGCCAGCUGUGGUCUCAUCAGCAGGAGUCACAACACUGCCUGUCACUGUAGCAGGCAUCAGUGUGGCUAUCGGGCAGGCCACGAAAACAGGUGGGCCUGUGCUGACGCAGUCAUUCCCACCAAUGCAGGUCCAGCAGCUGCUGCAGAUGAAGAAACAGCAGCAGGCAGUCCAGGCUGCAGCUCAGCAGAAAGCAGGGCAGCCGCAAGGACAGGCCACUGUGCAGCAGAAGAUUGGCACCCAGCAGGUGACAGUGCAGGCAGCCCAGCCGACCCAGCAGGGGCAGAAGGUGACCUACGCUGCCGGAAUCAAGACCCAGUUCUUCACCACAUCCAUCGCUCAGGCUCAGAAAACCACAGGGGCCCAACAAAUCCAGGUGGCUAAGCUCCCGCAAAUAGUGCAGCAGCAACCAACCGUGGCCAAUAUUCAACAGAUCGUGUCGUCUCCUCAGCAGAUCCAAGGCCAGCCUCAGACUGUCACUCUGACCCAGGCGACCACAUCCACUCCUGCUCAAGUGCAGAUGAUUCCCGCUGGGACUGCAACAGUCCAGGUGGUCCAGCAGAAGAUCAUCCAGCAGCAGGUGGUGACCGCAGCCACGUCUCCGCAGAUCCAGACUCCCCCUUCACACAGCCCCGCCCAGCAGUCCACAGCCACCUCUUCUGCAGAGACCCCGGCUCAGCAGCCCACUCAGGCCCAGCAGCCCACCAAGGGUCAAGCUCGGCAGAGUGGCAUCAGAGCCAAAACUACCGCCAAACCCAGUGGAGGGGGCAGCUAAUGAAACAGAACUGUCUGAUGUUUUCCUACAUUACAGACGUGACGGCACAGUGUUUUUGUGCUGAAGCGUUCCUAUGGAUUCUGUCAUAUUGUUAGCCACACCAGACCUUUACCUCACACACCCCAACCAUCUCGAAACUGAUUCUGUGUUCAACAGACACCAAUACAAUUUCAGUGCUUGUAUCUAAAGUAUCCUUCCAAAUCCAUCUCAGCACUCCCUGUAAAUGUUGCAGGAUCCAUAAUUAUACUUCAUGGAGUUAACAUUGUUGCUUCUCUUUAUUUGUUUUCUUGAAUGUGGAAUGUUUCUUUAAAUUACCAUUACUAAAAAGUUUCCCCCUUUACCUCAAACAGACACAGAAAUCCAUGCCCUUAAAGUGACGAUUACAAUAUAACUCACCUGAUUUGUGAGGCUGAGGCUCAUGGGUAAUCCUGUGUUGGGAAAACGCAGCUGUCUGUUAGAGUAAGUGUAUUCAUAAAUAGUCCCUUUUAUGUCUAUUCCCCUUGUUGUCUAUAGAUACUGAAUGGAGAAUAAUGCACGUUCCUUUAGUCAUUUGUUUUUUAUUGCAGCAAAUACACUGUAAACAUGUACUUUAGUAUUUUGUGUUUUCUCAUAAAUUGUCUUUUUUUAUUGAUGUCAAGGAAAAAAAACUGUAAAUAUCAAUGAAAAACAUUUGUACUUGUAAAGUAGUCGUGUUUUCAUUGGGUUUUUUCAGCCUAAUUGUAAUAAAGUGUUUUGUUUUUAUACACAAACU
Messenger RNA from Notolabrus celidotus (New Zealand spotty), 10225 nucleotides. RefSeq names its product E1A binding protein p400 (gene ep400). Gene Ontology annotation, molecular function: ATP-dependent chromatin remodeler activity; ATP binding. The transcript has 53 exons. Lineage: Eukaryota; Metazoa; Chordata; Actinopteri; Labriformes; Labridae. The record is from RefSeq and is a predicted model, not a curated record. The coding region runs from base 247 to 9474 and encodes 3075 amino acids.